AUGGUUGAAUUCAUCGUAAAAGUUGUCAUUGUCAUUAUUCACUGUGCAUGGAAGGUCUCAGUCUUUGUGUUGGUAGAGGAUGCAUACGCUACUUCCACUUAUCCUAAUGUCAGGUACCCACUGAAUGAACCAGCGAAAACGUUGUAUAAAACGUUCGUAUUGAUACGAUGUCAUACUGAUGUGCGAUCUGAUGCAGUGAAAACAAGAAUAGAUAGGUGGAUUGGGGCUUGGCCUCGCUCUGGAGUUGUCGCUCUAGCCAUACUAUUGUGCUCAUAA
This is a messenger RNA of Sphenostylis stenocarpa, 276 nucleotides long. Lineage: Eukaryota; Viridiplantae; Streptophyta; Magnoliopsida; Fabales; Fabaceae. The record is from the annotation of a GenBank genome assembly.